Molecule: messenger RNA, 1081 nt
Organism: Phyllostomus hastatus (greater spear-nosed bat)
Lineage: Eukaryota; Metazoa; Chordata; Mammalia; Chiroptera; Phyllostomidae
Product: translation initiation factor IF-2-like
Exons: 6
Coding region: 1-837 (278 amino acids)
Source: RefSeq, a predicted model, not a curated record
AUGAUUAUUGUGGAUCUGAGUUGGGGUGGGAUUUUCUUCCACACCAGCCUCCUGGAAAAAUCCGAUUGCCUGCUUCUCCCGGCCUCUCUAGUCCUCCUUUGCCUAGCCGCGCUGGACGGCCGGCAGCCUCGGCUCCGGCCCCGCUCGCCCCGCGCCGGACCUUCGCGCUCCGGCCUUGACGGCCGCGGGCUCCAGGCUGAAGCACAGGCCGGGAAGGCGGCAGGCGGCGGCCGGCGGGCACGGGGGGCGUCCGGCUCCUGGCGUCACGGCUGCGCUCGGCUCCUUCCGGGCCCCUUCCCCUUCAGCUCGCCACUCACCCCGGCGCAGGCCCGGCCGGCCACCCCCUCCCCUCCCUCCUUCUUCCCCGCGAGCCUUUCUCCUUCCCUCGCUCCGGUGGGGGCGGGGCCGCAGGCUCCUCCUCCUCCUCCUCCUCACCGCCAGGCCGCCGGCCUGAACCCUCGCCCGCGGCCGGACGGAGGACGGCGGGCUACCUCCUUCCCUUCAUCAGGUCGCGCAGUCUUGGUGUUCGUGGGCCCGCCGGGCGGUAGGCCGGUACCUCUACAGGGCUCCCAACACUCUCUGCCCCACUGGGACCCCUCGCCGCCGCGCCUCGGCCCGCCCCCCGCGGCCCAGCGUCUUCGGCCCUGCCCCUCGGGAAAGAGACCUUCGCUUGGCCUUUCCCAGGAGAUAACCAAUGAAUUUCUGCAAAAUGAAGAUUUCCAUGGUCAUUCUUCCUGUCUUUACUCAGAAUUGUUAUUCAUAGAUGCUUUUCUAUCAGAUUGUGGAAGUGUGAAAGUUCCCUUUCAUUGUCAGUAUGCUGAGAGAUCAUACCAUUAAACUGGGUAAAGAGCUACAGAACUCUAAGGGAAAACUGGAUUCAAAAACUGCCAUCAAAAAGAUCAAGAUCAACAAGAAUUAAUGAUAUGGUACUAAGUGAACCAUAUCAUUAAAGAUGAAUAAAAAUUUAGACAUUUUUUAUAAAUUUCAGGUACUCUUAGCUGAUCCCUCUGUGACCAAAUUUAAAGGUGUUGACUCUUGGAUUCAUGUUUCCCAAUUUAAAGAAAGCUCUUUUACCUAACUG